AUGCAGAAACGCGCAGCUUUUGGCGACCAAGGGUCCAAGGAUGGCGACGGUGGCUUCGGGCAAGGUACCCCAGAUGACAAACCUCACCGGGCGACUGCGGCUCAGCUCGCCAGUAGAAAAAUCAAGGACGUCCGCAGACGUCGAGCUCCUACACCUACAACCGGUGGUGGCUCGGAUACACCCUCUUUCAACCCCUUCGCGGGCACAGCAGCUCCGGCCGCAAACCCCGCUCCUCCCUCCACUGGGUUUACAUUCGGGCAAACACAGAAUCAGAGUCAAAGCUUCCCUGGUGCGAGCUCAGGAGCCGGCCAGGGUGGAAUGUUCUCAUCCGGCACAAAUGGACAAGCAGGAGGUCAGCCAUCAUUCAACUUCGGCGGCAGUUCAACCUCUUUCGGGGCUCAGCCGGCAAGCAACCCGUUCUCUAUAAACACCUCUUUCGGCGGAAACACUCAGCCAGCUACCAAUGGGUUCAGCUUUGGGGGAUUCAAUGCCGGAGGCUCUGGAAACCAAGCGACCCCGACUCCAGCCCCAGCUCCGGCACCGACGUUCGGUGGGUUCGGUGCCCAGCAAAACACAAGCACACCCGGCUCCGGCUUGUUCGGACAAUCUACCUCACACAUUACUUCACCCGGCGAUGAAAGCAUGCAGACUUCACCAGAUACGAAGCCCAAGGCGGACUCAGGACUUGGGACCAAGCCAGCGAUUGGAGGAUCUCCACUUGCCAAUCCUUUCUCAAGCUUGUCCGGUCAGACAGCCAGCAACCCCUUCGCGCCAAAGCCCGCUGCCACCAGUGAAACCCCCAAGCCCGCAUUCAAGCCUCUCUUCGGCGCGGCUGCGGAGUCGAAGCCGGAAGAAGCUAAGGCACAGCCAGCUGCCAGCAACCUAUUUGCGCCCAAGCCUGCCUCGGAUGCACCUGCAAGUAAUCCAUUCGCGAGCCUGUCAGGACAGACUGCAGGUGCGAGCAACCUUUUUGCGCCGAAGCCAUCAACAGAACAAACCCCCGCGAAGCCCGCGGAGGCGGCAAAGCCCUUCGGCAGUCUAUUUGGAUCGACUACAACUCCCAAGCCGGCAGAGCCUGCCAGCAAUCUGUUUGCGCCUGCAUCGGCGACAGACACACCAAAGGCAAGCAAUCCGUUCGCCAGCCUGUCCACGCCGAAGGUUCCCGAGACCGAGGGAGCUGCAAAGGCCACCGAGGCCAAACCCUUCAAUUUCUCGUUUGGUACCCCCGCGCCCUCGAAGACGCCUGAUGCCGAAAGUAGUUCGAGUGCCACACCCGCGUUCGGUAACAUGUUUGCGACGCCCAAGCCAGCCGGGGAAGAUACGAACUCUAAGCCUGCAGCCGAUCCACAGCCAUUCAAAUCCCUGUUUGGAACACCCGCACCAUCAAAAUCUACUGAGUCUAAGCAAGAUCAGAGCGCUACUCCCGCGUUCGGUAACAUGUUUGCGACUCCCAAGCCAGCCACUGAGAAUGCGGCUCCCAAACCCGCUGAGUCUGAACCCUUCAAACCUCUAUUCGGAGCGUCAGCAACCCCGAAGCCAGCCGAGACUAAGGAAGAAAAGACCUCUGAGCCUGCAAAGCCUCAGUCAUCAGGAUCAUUGUUCGGUGCCUCUCCUGCCCCAGCGAAAUCCGGGGAGGAAGGCCCGGCUCCUACGCCUAGCAAUCCAUUCGCAAGCCUGUCGGGACAAAGCUCGUUCAGCAGUCCAUUUGGGUCCAAGGCAACAGAGCAGACGACCCCGGCACAGCCUACGGCAUCUUUGUUUGGAGCCAGUACAUCGUCGAAGUCUGAAAAGGAACCAGCUCCUGCAGUGCAAAACAACAGUAGCACUUUCCAAAACCCGUUCUCCGGGGUUCCCCAAAAUACAGGAAAGAGCACCGACGCGACACACGCGCCUCCAAGUGCUCCUACAGAGCUGAAGAGUUGUUUACGUCCUUCUUCUUCUUCUUCUUCCACUCCCCCACCUUCCUCCACUCCUGCAGUUUAUCCUUACGAGGUUUCCAACACUCUCACUGCUCAGAAAGCCGACGGUCUUUUCCCCAACUCUACUACUGAUCAGACCAAGAUGUCUAUCGACAACGGUGCCGACAGUGCCCAGGACCCUAAGACUGUGUACAUGAAAAUUGCGAUGCUCACAGCUGCUUUCAAGGCACACGUGGCAGAGUGUGAUCCAUACACUGACGACAUCGACGAAUCCAUCAUUAUGUAUGCUGAGCUCCGCCGAGAGCUCGGAGUUCCCAUUGGAGCGAUCGCCCCCGAGGAAGAGGAGGCACGCGCCGGACUCGACAUGUCAGACGCUGAUGAAGCCGGUUCUGCCAACGAGGCUACUGGCGAUGCUCAAGCUUCUCCUCCAUCUUUCGACUCCCCUGCCCCCGCCGCUAAGCCAUCCUCCGGUGCUUCUGACACGGUCAACAAGUUCAAACAGUCCUUCUCGGCUCCUGGUGGCCCUGCAUCCCCUGCCCCCAUUGGAUCGUCUACUCCCGCUUCGACCCCUGCCGCUCCGCUGUCAUUCACCCCCGCCGGUGCUCCUCCCACGAAAGCCGUUCCUACUCCCGCUGCCACUGUUGCUGAGUCGUCUGGUUCAACUCCUGCGGCUCCUGCUUUCGCCAUUCCCAAGUUUGGUGGCGCUUCUGCAACCCCCAUCUCUAGUGCACCUGCGCCUGCGUUUACCGCUCCCAAGUUCGGUGGCGGUUCUGCGACCCCUAUCUCUAGCGCCCCUGCGCCUGCGUUCUCCAUUCCUCAAUUCGGCGGCGGCUCAGCUAGUGGGACUGACAUGAUGGCUCAGUUCAAGCUCAAGGCCGAGAAGUCUGCGGCUGAGGAAAAGGCCAAGAGAAAGGCCGAGGACUUCGAUUCGGAGGAUGAUGAUGAAGAAGAAUGGGAGAGAAAGUAUGCCGAGGAGCAGCGUGCUAAGCGUGCCAAACACGAGCAGGCGGCCGCGAACCGCCCUGUCUUUGUUCCCGGCCAAGGUUUCAAGUUUGGCAACGCUGAGACUGCCUCGGCUACCACCGAGUCCGCUACUGAGACAUCUGUUUCAGUGGGUGCCAGCACCUCGAGCAGCUUCCCCCCUCCGUCCAAACCCCUCUUCGGUGCCAGCACUACAUCAUCAAGCUUCGGGGGCUUCAGCGCUCCGCCUGCAUCUGCACCUCUCGCUGGUGACAAGCCUUCCGCUACAUCCACCUCUCUCUUCUCCACAAGUUCAGCCCCAUCCUCGACUUCUGCCGUUUUCGGGACUUCGCAGCCAAUUCCAUCCUCGCAAAACAUCUUCGGUGGUCUCAAGCCAUCCCAGCCCAAACGGAAGUCCUCCGUCGACGCCAGCGACGAUGAGGCUGAAUCCUCUCCCAGGAAGAAGCAGGCCUCGCCUCCCGCUUCUACCGGCGGUCUCUUUGGGCGUGUUUCAAACCCGACUACACCCUCACUGACACCUCCUGCCACCAACCCAUUCGGCGCGCCUCCUGUUGCGGAAGCACCCAAGGCCCCCUCUGCUCAGACUGCCCCUGCUACCAGUCCUUUCGGUGCAUCACUUGGCUCUGGCACACCCAAAAGUGCCCCUGUCGAGGCCACCUCCGCUCCCUCCGCUCCAUCAGCCUCAACUGCUGCUGGUGCCGAAGAUGGUGAAGGGGAGCCUGGAGAGAUUUUCGACCUUGCCAAGGGUAACGUCGGUGAAGAGGAUGAGACUGUCGUUCAUGAACAACGAUCUCGCACCUUCAAGCUCGACAAGGGCUCCUGGGUGCCUCAAGGCGUUGGCAUCCUCCGCCUUCUGAAGCACCCCGAAACUGGCCGGUCUCGCAUGGUCAUCCGUGGCGACCCUAGUGGUAAUGUCAUUCUGAACACGCUUCUGAAAAAGGAGCUUGACUACAACCUCGGCUCCCUCAGUAUUCAGCUCAUGGUCCCCGGGGAAGAUGGAGUCGUGACCCAAUACGCGGUUCGCGUUAAAAAGGAACACCUGCAGGGUCUGUUUGACAAGAUUCAAGGGAUCAGGUAUUAA
Messenger RNA from Penicillium olsonii, 3981 nucleotides. The record is from the annotation of a GenBank genome assembly. NCBI's taxonomy places the organism in Eukaryota, Fungi, Ascomycota, Eurotiomycetes, Eurotiales, Aspergillaceae.